UACUGGGCUCCUUCUGCGCCUGUGCAGCCGAAGCCCCGCCGCCUCAUUUGAGUUCUCGGGACUACCGGGAAGCGGUUUGGGAAGCUCUGGGGUCGGCUCGCAAAGCAGAGGGGGCGCAGCUGGGGCGGGAGGGCCGCGUUUGUGCCCGGGAGUGGGAGAGGCAGCGGGAAGUUCGUGGGAUCCCCGCCCCCAGUGUCAGUGGAUGCGACCGGGCGGGCCCUCGGCCUUCCCGUCCGGUGGAGAGGGACCGCGGCCACUGGCUCCCCCGGGGCGGCUGGGGCUGAGCGCUGGUCGGGAGCAGGUGCAGGGUGCGGGCCGCGGUGUGCGGGACGGGAGCCUGGCGCGAGCGGCGGCGGGAGGGGAAAGCGCAUUUGUAACGCGGGCGACAGCGUGCCCGAAAUCCCCGGACGGUGGGUCUGCAUCGAGACCCCGAGCUCUGGAGCUGGAAAAACCCGGAUGCCAUACUGCUGUUAACACAUGUGACACUGGAGACUUUGUCCCUACCUCGUAGAAUCCCAGCAUGAUGAUACGUUAAGGGUUUUCUGUGGUUAUCUACUUCUGAUUCUUUUGAAAGCUUUAAAGACAUUGGGCAUGAAAGGUUCAGUGAGUUUCCAGGGACCCCUCGUUUGUGGCAGAGCCAGGAGGAAAACAGUUCCGUUCAUUCUUUCACAGCUGAGGCUUCACAGUUCUCUACACUCUCCCAAGAGCCACAGAAAAUGAACACAUUUCAGGCAUCAGUGUCAUUCAAGGACGUGACUGUGGAAUUUACCCAGGAGGAGUGGCAGCACAUGGGCCCUGUUGAGAGGACCCUGUACAGAGAUGUGAUGCUGGAGAACUACAGCCACCUCGUCUCAGUGGGGUACUGCUUUACAAAACCAGAACUGAUCUUCACAUUGGAACAAGGAGAAGAUCCAUGGUUAUUAGAGAAAGAGAAAGGAUUUCUAAGCAGGAACUCCCCAGAAGACUCCCAACCUGAUGAUAUCUCAGAGAAGAGCCCAGAAAAUCAAGGCAAACAUUUCUGGCAAGUUUUAUUCACCAAUAAAUUAUUGACUACAGAGCAAGAAAUUUCAGGAAAACCACAUAAUCGGGACAUCAACAUUUUUCCUGCAAGAAUGAUGCCUUGUAAAUGUGACACUGUGGGGUCUGCUUACCAGGGUCUCAGCCCGACAGCCCCGCGCUGUCAGUAUUCAAAAGAAAAGGCUCAUGAGCAUAAUGUAUGUGACAAAUGGCUCAUCAGUAUUAAGGAUGGCAGAACUAACACUCAAGAGAAAUCUUUUGCUUAUAGUAAAAGUGUGAGAACCCUCAGUCAUAAGGAGGACAUUAUUCAAUAUCAGACAAUUCAGACUUUGGGGCAAGAUUUUGAAUAUAAUGAAAGUGGAAAAGCUUUUCUUGAAAAGGCUGCCCUUGUUACAUCUGAAAGUACCUACCCACAAGGAAAAUCUUACAAUUUCAAUAAAUUUGGGGAAAACAAAUGUGAUAAAUCAACCUUUAUUAUUCCUCAGAACAUUCAUCCAGAGAAGAGUCACUAUGAGUUUAAUGAUACUGGAAAUUGUUUCUGUAGGAUCACUCACAAAACUCCAACAGGAGGGAAAUCUUUCAGCCAAAAGUCACAUAUUAGAGAAUGUCAUAGAGUUCAUAUAGGGAUGAAACCCUUUGAAUAUGGAAAACGUUUCAACCAUAAUUCAACCCUCCCAGUGCAUCAGAGAACUCAUGCAACAGAUAAAUACUCUGAUUAUAACCCAUGUACAGAGACGUUCAGCUACCAGGCAACUUUCAGUGUACAUCCGAAGGUUCACAUAAGGGAAAAACCCUGUGAGUAUAAUGAAUGUGGAAAAUCCUGCUCUAUUAAUUCACGCUUGAUUUGGCCUCAGAAAAGUCACACAGGGGAGAAACCCUAUGAAUGUCGUGAAUGCGGGAAAGCCUUCAGUGAGAAGUCACGCCUAAGAAAACAUCAGAGAACUCACACAGGAGAGAAACCGUAUCAAUGUGAUGGAUGUGAGAAAGCUUUCAGUGCAAAGUCAGGCCUAAGAAUACACCAGAGAACCCACACAGGGGAGAAACCAUUCGAAUGUCAUGAAUGUGGGAAAUCUUUUAACUACAAGUCAAUCCUCAUAGUGCAUCAGAGAACUCACACAGGGGAGAAACCUUUUGAAUGUAAUGAAUGCGGGAAAUCUUUCAGCCAUAUGUCAGGCCUAAGGAAUCAUCGAAGAACUCACACAGGGGAAAGACCAUAUAAAUGUGAUGAAUGUGGGAAAGCUUUCAAACUGAAGUCAGGCCUGAGGAAACAUCAUAGAACACACACAGGGGAGAAGCCCUACACAUGUAAUCAGUGUGGAAAAGCUUUUGGUCAGAAAUCACAACUCAGAGGACAUCAUAGAAUUCACACAGGGGAAAAACCCUAUACAUGUAAUCAUUGUGGGGAAGCUUUCAGUCAGAAAUCAAACCUCAGAGUACAUCACAGAACUCAUACUGGGGAGAAGCCCUAUCAAUGUGAGGAGUGUGGAAAAACUUUCAGGCAGAAAUCAAAUCUCAGAGGGCAUCAGAGAACUCACACUGGGGAGAAGCCCUAUGAAUGUAAUGAAUGUGGAAAAGCUUUCAGUGAGAAGUCGGUCCUAAGGAAACAUCAGCGAACUCAUACUGGGGAGAAACCAUAUGAUUGUCAUCAGUGUGGGGAAGCUUUCAGUCAGAAAUCCAAUCUCAGAGUACAUCAGAGAACGCACACAGGGGAGAAACCCUAUAAAUGUGGUAAAUGUGGAAAAACUUUCAGUCAAAAAUCAAGCCUUAGAGAACAUCAGAAAGCCCACCCAGGGGAUUAAACAUAUGCAUAUAAAGAAUAUGAAAAAACUCUGAGCUGGAAAUCAAACCUCACAAUACAUAAAUGAACACACAGGAGAGAACUGUUAACAUAGCACUGGAAUUUCCUCUACAAUUUCAGCCUCCACCAAAUGUCAAAGAAUAGAAGAUGAAUUGUUGAAAUGUAUUUUAUAUGGGCAUUCUUUCAGCCAGAGCACCGUCUUCCAUGGAUAUUACAGAACUCACCCAGCAAAGAAACCCUAUAAAGAUAAUGAAUAUAGAAUAUACUCAUGUGAACUCACUCCUCAGAAAACUCAUGGUGCAGAAGAGCUCUGAGAAAGUAAUAAAAAUGUGAAAACUUUGUGCCAACAGUCAAAACUCUUUCAUCAUCAAUCACACAAUGACAAAAGCUAGAAUAUAGUAAGUGUGUGAUAAACUUUAAUGAAAAGUCAGUACGGCAGAAAAUACAUUCAAGAGAGAGACCUCAUAGUAUAUUAAACAAGAAAUGAAGUUAAUGGACGUAGGAAAUUCUUCUGCCAUGUCAACCCUCAUUUUCACUUACACAGAGGUAAUCCCUAUAUGUCACAUAAUAACUAUUUAAAUGUCCACUAGUAAUCAUUUUCACUUCUCUCUCAUGCCAUGCCUGGCCUAAAUUUCUCAACCGCUCUGUCAUAUAAAUGGGGUCAUAUUGUUACCCUCUAGCUAGUGGAAUAUGGGGGUCAAUGACAGACAGGUCUUAAAUACAUCAGCAAAAUUCUCAAUAUUUUCUUCUAUCCCUCAUUAGAAUGGAAUGGAGGAAAAACUUGCGACUCAGGCUCUGAUGAUAGAAAAUACAAGAUGGUAGGAACCAAGGUCAGAGAAAGACCCUGUGGCAUGGAGUUUUUUCCUCCAUGUACACAGUUGGACUUUUUGCAGUGAGGAAAUAAAUGUGUUCUCUGCUGAACUUCUAAAGGUUUGGGUAUACUUGAUACUGACAGAAACUCAACAAUCCUCACAUAAUAAAACUCACAAGUACGAUUUUUCAGGACAUCUGAACUCAGUGUAUGUCAGAAAAGUCACAUAGGACAAACCUCAGACAGCAUCCUGAGUGACCAUGGCUUUUAUUCCCAAGUCUUCCUCAUCGGACAGGUAAUAUCAUAAGAAAUCUGACAUUUUAACAAAUACAGGAAAUUCUUCACACACACAGACACACACACACACACACACCCAGAAUCUCAUUAAAUAUUUGAUAAUUUAAUUUUGAAUGUGUAAAAUUUUCAACAAAUUAUCAUAUUUUAUAUCAGAGCUUGUUACAAGGGGAAAAAUCUAUCAAUUUAAGAAAGGUAAGUAAUAGCCUUUAUCUAGAUAUUGCUAUAUCAGAACUGUUGUUUCAUAUAUAAUAUCAAAACUUUUAAUGAAAUGUAACAUUGAUUAAUAGACAUUCAGUAUAAUAAAAAGCUUAAAAAGAACAAGAAAUAAAUUGCAUAAACUGAAAAGCAGUGUUGCAAAUAUGUGAGUGUUUUGUGAGUUAUUGAUUGUUUAUGUGUGUAUAUGUGCAUGGUACUUACCAGGUAUUUGUUUUAUAUGUUUCUUAGACCUCAACAUUGCUAUAAGAGAAUUGUGUUCCCCUUGCUUUAUAACUACUUUGACAUCAACUACACUUUGCCACAUGAAUAUUAAUAACAAACCUUUUAUGGAAAAUAUCUGAUACCACAUUCCCUUUCUCCUGCUGCCUUCUAACAUGUCUGUCUAGUAAAGGCCAUUGUUACUAAACUGCCUCUUUUCAAAGAAGCCAGUGUCAACCAAUA
Rhinopithecus roxellana (golden snub-nosed monkey) is the source of this 4580-nucleotide messenger RNA. It is a transcript of the gene ZNF782, whose product is annotated as zinc finger protein 782. Gene Ontology annotation, molecular function: DNA-binding transcription factor activity, RNA polymerase II-specific; RNA polymerase II cis-regulatory region sequence-specific DNA binding. Bases 717 to 2816 code for a protein of 699 amino acids. The record is from RefSeq and is a predicted model, not a curated record. Gene Ontology annotation, biological process: regulation of DNA-templated transcription. NCBI's taxonomy places the organism in Eukaryota, Metazoa, Chordata, Mammalia, Primates, Cercopithecidae. The transcript has 6 exons.